AUGUUAGACAAAAUUCAACUUUCACCGUCGGCGAAUUCCACGAGCUCAUUUGCAUCAUCUGCAGAAGACACAUUCUCUAGAGUUAGAAGGGCCAAAAGUGGUAAUAAACGGUUGCCGACAUGGUCUAAUUCGGAGAUGGGCUCAGGCCUUGAAAAUUCAAGCAAUAUAUUUGAUAAAUCAAAUCCUGUCCAUCCAUCAGAGGGUAUUACGUCCUUUACUCCAAUAAAGGCCCUUGUAUCAUCCCCGUUCAGGUCAUCUCGCACCUCACCUAGACGAAACGAUUUCUUAACUUACAAUGAAACAACACCAGAUGCUGAUUCAAUCCAAAAAGACAGCAUUAAGAAAAUCACGGAACGGCUUUUGGAUGCGGCUCAUGUUGGAGAUGACUUAUUUGGACAUGCACAGAAAAGAUAUUCCAGUUUGAAGCAAAAGGUCGAACAGAAGGAGAAAAUUCAUCAGCACCAAUUAGAGCUUAGCAUGACACCCGAAAAGAAAGAAGACCCCACGUUAUUUUCUCAAAUUUACAAUCGUUCAGUUUUUAGAUCGAGGAGAACCACCCCUGGGACGACUCCUGUUUUAUCUCCCAAUAAUGUGAUGUCUUCUUCCUAUAACAGGACGAUCGAUGGGAAACAAAAGCCCCAAAAUAAGAAGUUGGAUAAUGAUACAGACCUUGGUAGCCCAUACAUGAAAAUCGCUCUGAAGAGAAUGAUCAAUAAAAGCUAUGAAGUGGGCCGGUUGGUCGUUUGCUUGCUACUUUUUACUUUUUACAAGCUUAUUUGUGCCAUCGUCACCCUCUUGAGGAUAAAAGUUGAACUGAAAGGUUCUUCCGUGCGAAACAAAGAUACCACGCUUUUCACCAUCAUGAGCUAUGUUAAUUACGCAAUUUAUGUUGGCUUACUUUUAAAUAUACUUAUAGCAGUUGUGAGAUUGUUAAAGCCUCAGGACAAAUGCUUAGAUUUACCAUUAACGGAUUCUCAACGAAAGAUUUUGGGCCUACCCCAGAUUCAUAGCACGGAUGAUAUUGACGAACCAAACAUUAUAGGAAAGGCGGAGGUGAAAGAGGAGCCACCAAUUUUAAAAUAUUCAGGGUCCCCAAAUAGAUCUGGAAUAGAAAAUGAUAUUUCAAGAAGUUUUGCCAGCAUGAAUAUUUCAAGACUUAACGGUUUAACUCAGAACUCCGGUGUUAGACCUUUGAUAAAUUUGAACACUCCUUCAAAGGAUAAGGGGCCUUCAUCUCCGGAGAAAAUCAAGGAGCGUCUCCUAUCAGCACAUAGACAAAAUGGAACACACAGAAGUUCUUUCUUAGACCGGACAUUAAAUUCGCCUUUGGAUAAGACAAGUAGCUUUGAUAGGACACACUACUGA
Messenger RNA from Brettanomyces bruxellensis, 1365 nucleotides. RefSeq lists its product as uncharacterized. Gene Ontology annotation, biological process: protein import into nucleus; spindle pole body duplication. Gene Ontology annotation, cellular component: nuclear outer membrane; nuclear pore transmembrane ring. The record is from RefSeq and is a predicted model, not a curated record. NCBI's taxonomy places the organism in Eukaryota, Fungi, Ascomycota, Pichiomycetes, Pichiales, Pichiaceae. The transcript has a single exon. The coding region runs from base 1 to 1365 and encodes 454 amino acids.